Lecanosticta acicola is the source of this 2610-nucleotide messenger RNA. Lineage: Eukaryota; Fungi; Ascomycota; Dothideomycetes; Mycosphaerellales; Mycosphaerellaceae. The record is from the annotation of a GenBank genome assembly.
AUGGCCAUUCCACAGACCUCCGACCCCAUUUCGUACAUUGUGUACCGCGACAUUUCCCCCGGAGAACCAUUCGACCCAACGAGCCCUCUUCUCUUCUUCCCACCUAAGGGAUCCGACGAGCUAUUCGACGCCUUGCGAGUUGCCUUCCCUCAAGUCAAGACCCAUUCGGAGCGCUUGCGAGAUGCUAUCAUUCAGUAUCUGAUCCAAGAGCGUCGACAGGAGGAAUUUCAGCUCACGCACCCUUCUCCCGCGACCACAAUGAACGACAUUCCCGCUGCUUGGCCAUCGCUUACUGAAUCGUCUACGUUUUCCGGAUCUGCGUCCUUGUUCCAGAGUCCAGCGACAAUGGACAUUGGAACUCCGGCAUCCUUCUCAUAUUCUGCUCAGAACCAGGCGCGAGCCCCACAGAUGACUAGACAAGCUUCUGUGGCCACAUCUCCCGAACAGAGUUCACCAUCUCUGGACCAGAUGACUGGCGUCUUCAGUCUUUCGAACUCCUUGCAGCCCAAGCAGAGAGUCCGGAGAAAGAUGACUGAGGCGGAAAAGGCUGAGUACCGGAAGCGACGAAUUGUGAAGGCCUGCAGCAAGUGCGCGGAGAGGAAGCGAAAGUGCCCUCACAACCAGGCGCAGAUGGAGACCGUAACUACAUCGAACAAGUCGAGCUCGCGCGUCAGCAAGUCCACGUCGCCCAAGUCUUCGUCCAACUCUUCCAAUUCGACCACCCCUCCCGCAGCUCAACAGCAGCCAUCUUUCGACGCAUCUAUGCUCUCCGUCGACAAUCUCGACUUUGAUGAUUUCGGAACUGCCUUCAUCCCCACUCAGGACUUCACCAUGUUUGAAGAUCCGAUGGCGGACUUGGACGUGAACAACUUUACCUUCGACAGCUUUACCCACGGCAACGACCUUUUCACGCCGGACGUCUCACCGCUUCAACAGACGUGGCCUCUUGAUGGCCAGACAGGAGACUCAGCACUGCUUAGUAGUCUACCUGAUAAUGUCGCUUUCAACCAAUACCAUUCCCGACAAGCGAGCGGCCAGCACGUGCCUAGACAAGAUACCAGGUUCGAAGACUUUGCUACCGCAGCAAACACGCUACAGACGUGGGAGAGUCACUUUACUGGAGAGAGCUUCCUUCCCAACGGCCGCGACAUAGACGGUGAUGACGGGGUACUACGAGGACGUUACCUACAACCCGGACUACACGAUGGGCACGCGGCCCAUGUACACGACGUGGAAAGCAGAGGCUUGAACGUACUAGAUCCGAGCUGGAGUAGGCCACAAGAGCCGAUGAGACAGCCUUCACUGCCUCAAACAGUCCUGAGGUUGAUAGGCACGCAGAAAGCGCUGAGCGCAUUCUUGCGCCUUCUCGGUGACCGAUCAUCGAUGACGAGCAUAUCAAUCGAGAUUGAUAGGUCUGCAAACACUCUGAGAUCUCGAAAGGCGUGGCUACCAGUGCCGUCAGGCUCCAGCCGCCUGCCACCACGGGACCCACGAGACUCUCGCAUAACAACGAAUGCCCCGCAGCCGGUAGUAUAUGAACAUGGGACGUACGAUCAGCGCAGUAGUACGCCUCGACUACCGGAUUCUGGCAGGCUAGAAGAAAACCCUGGAGGCGUCCGCGCUCGUGCACGCCCUGAACUACGCCCCACAUCUACCUCCGUGUCGGCACCACAAGGAUCGCUGCAGCAAUCUAUAGCUCCCGAAGGCUGGCCCACUUCGUCGACAGCACCUGCCGAAGAACUUCGCAAUGUCCCAUCGUCGUCCUUGCGACAACAGGGACGCACUCAAACGGCGAUACAACACCGCCAUCCGGACCCGUCACUUGGCGAAGGCAUACCAGAGCACGUCAAUCCUUCCGUCGAGCUAUACAUGGCUCGUAAGCGGAUCUCCAUUGGCUUAGCGACGAACUCGCGCCGCAACAUCAAUGGCCAAAUGCCUCGCGUCAGCACGAUGUCUGAGGUCUCCAUCUCCGCUCCGGAUCAUACAGCCAGCAGCAGAAGCAUAUCCUCCACAUCUUCGACUGUCAACGGCGGUGCGUACCCGCGGCAGGUCGAAGGAAUUGCUCGAACAGCUGCUAUCUCCGGCGCCAUCUCGACGGCUACUAUGCGCUUUGAAGGCCCGUCGAACGACAACACAUCCAGCGUCGCCGUGCGAAACUGCUCCACCGCCCGGAAUGGCGUCCACGACGGCCGAACAUCGAAUGCGAACAACGACAUACAUGGCCGCCACUCAGAAGCCGAAAUCCAGCAGCCUGGACGCAAGCGUGACACGAACCGCUUCAAAGACCACCAUGGCAGAGAUCCCAGCUGGGAACUGCUUGUUGGACUCGUCAUCGCACUACUUCUGUCAGUGGUUUGGUGCGGUGCCGUCACGCAUUCUUCCAUGUACUUGCUCGCGCUCUCUGCCCUCUGUGCUGAGGGUAGCGUGCAGGAACAGGACGGCGACGGCCUUGAGGCUGUGCAGUGCACGGGAAAGAACAGUUGGUGGUUGACUGCCUACCCUUUCGCUUUUGCUAGAGGUUUAGCAGCAAAGAAGACUGGAAUCGGCAAAGCCGCAGAUUGGUCGAUGUAUCCUCAUGGUGUUUCGCCUUUGCUGCGUUCCUCCGUUUGA